This is a messenger RNA of Physcomitrium patens, 1063 nucleotides long. Its product is annotated as large ribosomal subunit protein eL32z. NCBI's taxonomy places the organism in Eukaryota, Viridiplantae, Streptophyta, Bryopsida, Funariales, Funariaceae. The record is from RefSeq and is a predicted model, not a curated record. Gene Ontology annotation, biological process: translation. Gene Ontology annotation, molecular function: structural constituent of ribosome. Gene Ontology annotation, cellular component: cytosolic large ribosomal subunit; ribosome.
GGACCUCAGAGUGGUCUCCUUUCAGAACGAUGCAGGUCUAGCCAGGUUUCGGACCGCCAUCGCCCACCUCUCUGCUGUCGCAUAGUGUUCCAACCCUCGUUGGUCAGAAUGGUGACCCCUCUCGUCAAGCGCGAUGUUAUCAAGAAGCGCGUCAAGAAGUUCAAGCGCAUGCAGUCUGACCGCAAAAUUUGCGUUAAGACCAACUGGAGAAGGCCCAAAGGUAUCGAUUGUAGGGUUCGCCGUAAGUUCAAGGGUACUACGUUGAUGCCCAACAUUGGUUACGGAUCCAACAAGAAGACGAGGCAUGUGCUUCCCAGCGGAUUUGUGAAAUUUUCGGUACACAAUGUGACCGAUCUUGAACUUCUCUUGAUGCACAACAGGAAGUACAGUGCUGAGAUUGCACAUAAUGUAUCCACAUUGAAGAGGAAGGCCAUCGUCGAGCGAGCUGCGCAGUUAAAUGUGGCAGUGACGAACGGCAGUGCACGCUUGCACAGCCAAGAGGAUGAGUAGAAGAUGGUAUGGAGCAUUUGAAGUGCAAGACCAAUUGUUUUAUCAUAUCUAGUUAUAUUUAAUCUUUAUGCUUUCUUUCUAUGUGCAAUUAAUUUAUAAGGAUAUAUCUCAUGUUAAAUGGGAUCAAGAUGGUUUUUUAACCAAAAAGGUGAGAAUGUAUUUACUAAUUUAAUUUUUACUAGAGACAUGGUUGUUGAUGUUGAAGAUCAACAAGUACUUGCUUAGUUACAACCACAUAAAGAUUAAGCAUAGUAAGUUGCUACUAGUCAAAAGGCAACAAAGAGUUAUAGGAAGUUAUUGUGGUGGCAUUAAGGAUUUGUUGGUGGUGGUUAGAUUAAGAAAGAAUUUAGGGUUUAGUUGAAUGAAGUAAAAAUGGAUGUAAUAUCAAAAGGAUGGAAGUUGUUUCGUUGGUUAGCAAACCACCACCUGUAAGUAAAAAGUGUUAGAAGUAAGAAGUAUCUUUUUCCACACUUCUUUUAGAGUACAAUUUUUGUUGAUGGUAAGUAUUUGUAGCUUUUAGAUUUUUUUUUUAAAUAGGUUAUGGAUCCACUCA